Ilex paraguariensis (yerba mate) is the source of this 927-nucleotide messenger RNA. Lineage: Eukaryota; Viridiplantae; Streptophyta; Magnoliopsida; Aquifoliales; Aquifoliaceae. The record is from the annotation of a GenBank genome assembly.
AUGGGUUCGAUAGACACACAGACGGGUACAGAGAACGGCUCAACCCCAAUCCCAAUUCCUGAUGCCCAGCUCGCCGUCGGCGGCCACGGAUCUGUGCUACCAUCGGCGUCAGAAUAUGCCGGUACGAAGACGGAAAACGACGCAUCUAGGAAGAGGAAAGCGAGUAUGCUACCUCUCGAGGUCGGUACUCGCGUCAUGUGCCGUUGGAGAGACGGAAAGUUUCAUCCAGUAAAAGUCAUCGAACGGCGCAAAGUGCAGUCGGGCGGUGCCAAUGAUUACGAGUACUACGUUCACUACACCGAGUUCAAUAGGAGGCUUGAUGAAUGGGUUAAACUUGAACAACUUGAUCUCAAUUCAGUGGAGACUGUUGUAGAUGAAAAGGUGGAGGACAAGGUGACAAGCUUGAAAAUGACACGCCACCAGAAACGUAAGAUAGACGAGACACAUGUAGAGGGCCAUGAGGAGCUUGAUGCUGCCAGCUUGCGUGAACAUGAAGAAUUUACAAAAGUGAAAAAUAUAGCAACCAUAGAACUUGGAAGAUAUGAGAUUGAGACGUGGUACUUCUCCCCCUUUCCACCAGAGUACAAUGACUGUUUGAAGCUGUACUUCUGUGAGUUCUGCCUCAAUUUCAUGAAGCGGAAAGAACAGCUUCAGAGGCAUAUGAAAAAAUGCGAUCUUAAGCACCCCCCUGGUGAUGAAAUAUAUCGGAGUGGUACCCUGUCAAUGUUUGAGGUUGAUGGCAAAAAGAACAAGGUUUAUGGACAAAAUCUUUGCUAUCUCGCAAAAUUGUUCCUUGAUCACAAGACCCUCUAUUAUGAUGUUGACUUGUUUCUGUUUUACGUGCUCUGUGAAUGCGAUGAUCGAGGAUGCCACAUGGUUGGAUACUUUUCCAAGCAGUUGCCAUGCUGUUAUGCUAUGAAUGAUUAG